AUGGGAUCUCAAUGGUUAUUAUUGUUCUUAUUACUCCUGGCAACUAGGGUCAUAAGGAGCUGUCUCGAAUGUGAUCCCAAAUACUUUAAAGAUGUGAUUUGGUUACUAGAGGACCUGGUGCCCCAAAACAUUCCUUCAAGAACUGCUUUCCUUGAUCGGCAGUUCCAGGAGCUGAGGGACAUAAGCACCAAGGUCCACCAGGGAAAGAAGAGGCUGAGAGUGUUGGAUGUUCGACAAGCUAUCAAAAUGAGAGAAUGGUUGAAAGAGAAACUCAGGAACCUAAAACAGAAGCCAUGGAAAGGGGUCUUCAUCUUCCAGGGCCAGCUUCUUCAGCUUCGUCAGAACCUUGAGUCCCAUCUGACUGAAACUUUAAAGGCCUUCUCUGAUCUUGCUUGUUCUGAAGACUGCAUGAUGACUGAGGGUCCUGUUCUUGACUGUUGGAACUGUCUACGAAUUACUACACCAUGCUUCAAAGGAGAACUUUGUGGCGAUGAUGACCCAAAGACAGCUGAGCAACGAGAAAUUGCAUUGUUUCUAGCAUUGAUGGUGGAGACAGUGGGGUUGCUUUCUAUUGUUUUUCUAUAUUACUUUUGCAUCACUCACCGGAAGAAGAUGAAGGUAAAGCUAGAAGAACUGAAGAAAAUUGCAGAUGCAUCAAUGGAAUAG
This is a messenger RNA of Dromiciops gliroides (monito del monte), 666 nucleotides long. RefSeq names its product IZUMO family member 3 (gene IZUMO3). The transcript is spliced from 7 exons. Bases 1 to 666 code for a protein of 221 amino acids. The record is from RefSeq and is a predicted model, not a curated record. NCBI's taxonomy places the organism in Eukaryota, Metazoa, Chordata, Mammalia, Microbiotheria, Microbiotheriidae.